Molecule: messenger RNA, 178 nt
Organism: Ambispora gerdemannii
Lineage: Eukaryota; Fungi; Glomeromycota; Glomeromycetes; Archaeosporales; Ambisporaceae
Source: the annotation of a GenBank genome assembly
CUCUUCUUCGCGUAUACUACCAAGUCGAUGGCCUUUAAUAUUUUGUAAUGUUAUUAAAGAAAUCAAAGAAUCUCCAGAAAAUCGGGAGCGUAAACAACAGAUAAGAAAUACUAAUUCUACCAACUGGGAUAAAGAAAUCGAGAAUAUUUAUGACUUAUAUACAGAACUUCCAUAUUAA